CAAGUGGGGCGGUUUGGGAGGGCGUUGGGAGGAGGCGCCGCUCCGGAGUCGACGCGCGCCCCUUGGCUGCCCAAGGCGGUGGCGGUUGCGAGGUCUGAGCGAGUUGAAUUGCUACUAUUUUUAGAAGAAUGGACUGCUCAGGGUUCAAAAAAUUCAAUAUUCUUCUCUGGAAGAAUUUUACUUUAAAAAGGCGGCGAUGUAUCGCUUUAGUUGUGGAAAUUACCCUAAUGACUUUAUUCAGUAUUGCGCUUUUGGCAACACGCAAAGUCCUUGUUAUAAAGAAGCGCGGCCCUUUUGAUUACCCUGCUCUGCCAGUCAAUAAUGUGCCUACGUUCAUCAGUCUACCUGUCACUUCUCCUUACCCUUGGGAGUUGGCUUACGUGCCUUCCAAAAGUACUGUGGUAUGGAAUAUCAUUGACAAUGUGAAAAAAGAUUUAAACAUUAAUAUGAAAGUUGUAGGCUUUUCUUCAGAAAGUGAUUUUGAAGAUUAUGUUAAGCAAAAGGAUAAUUCCGACAAAGUUCUGGCUGCUGUUGUUUUUGACCACUACUUCAAAAAUAGCAACGAUCCCCUACCACUUCAGGUAAAAUAUUACCUGCGUUUUAGUCAUGUUAAGAAGAGCCAUAUAUUUGGACAUCUUCUUGAAGAGAAAACCUGGUUUACCCAUUCACUCUUCCCUUCUGUGCCUACGGUGGGACCCAGAAAUCCACAUGAUUCAGAUGGGGGGAGUCCUGGGUACAUCAGUGAAGGGUUCGUGGCUGUGCAACAUGCCGUGGACAAGGCCAUCAUGCGGUAUCACAACAGCACUGCGGCACAAGCGCUGCUUAAAGAUGUCCACAUUUUUAUUCAGAGAUUUCCACAUGCAUCAUAUUAUCAUGAUUACUUCUUUCUGUUUUCUGGUAUUUUCAUCCCUCUACUAAUUCUAUGUAUCUUCUCUCUGAAUCAUCUUACCCUUGUCCAAUCCAUCGUGUGGGAAAAGGAAAAGAAAUUGAAGGAAUACCAGCUCAUGAUAGGACUCAGUAAUUGGAUGCUCUGGGCUGCCUAUUUCUUCACUUUCCUCUGUUUGUAUUCUGUUACCAUCAUUGUUUUAUGCAUUAUUUUAUUUGUCAAGAUUGAACCUGCACCUGUGCUUCAAUACAGUGACCCAACUCUUGUCUUCGCCUUUUUACUCUUGUACGCCAUCGCCACAAUAUUCUUCAGUUUUAUGACUAGCACGUUCUUCAGUAAAACCAAUUUUGCUGUUGCCUGGGGAGGUUUGUUGUUUUUUGUCAUCUACUUUCCAGCUAGUAGCCUUUUUAUGCACUAUGCACAGAUGACAUUCAUCAGGAAGCUGGUUUUCUGUCUCAGCUCAAAUUAUGCAAUGGCACUGGGCGUGAAAUUUCUAGUUGAAGCAGAGAAAGGCAAAAUUGGAAUUAAAUGGAGUAACAUUGUCUCAUCACACAAUCUGGACAACUUUUUAUUUGUCUAUGUUUUGGGAAUGUUUGUAUUUGAUGCUUUCUUAUAUGGCCUUGUGACCUGGUAUGUAGAAGCUGUCUUUCCAGGGAAGUAUGGUGUGCCCAAGCCCUGGAAUUUUUUCUUACAGCGCUCUUACUGGUUUGGAGGACCACCUGAGAAAGAACUGAAAACAAAGCAGUUUUAUGAGACGAUUGAAAACCAGUAUUUUGAGGCUGAACCUACUGAUUUAGUAGCAGGUAUCCAGAUCAAACAUUUGUGUAAGGUAUUCCGAGGAAAGAAAACUACCAAAUUGCAAAAUUUCUGUUAUGUCUUCUGUUUGAUUCUAGGUCUCUAUCCUUAUACUAGUGGAAAUGCCUAUAUUAAUGGAUAUGACAUUUCAAAAGAGAUGACUGAGAUCAGAAAAUCCUUGGGCUUAUGUCCCCAGCAGGACCUGUUGUUUAAUUACUUGACAGUAUCAGAACACCUUUAUUUCUAUUGUGUGGUAAAAGGAAUACCCGGAAAUAUGUGUCCCACAGAAACAGACCGCAUGCUGUCUGCUUUUAACCUGCUAGACAAACGUGAUGCAUUUUCAGUGUCACUAAGUGGAGGAAUGAAGCGCAAACUCUCUAUCAUUAUAGCACUUAUAGGAGGCUCUAAGGUGGUGAUACUUGAUGAGCCAACGUCUGGCAUGGACCCAGCCUCAAGGAGAGCCACCUGGGAUCUCCUCCAGCAGUAUAAAGAGAAUCGCACCAUCUUACUGACCACCCACUACAUGGAUGAAGCUGACAUCCUGGGUGAUCGCAUUGCCAUCAUGGUCAGGGGAUCUCUGCGGUGCUGUGGCUCUUCAGUCUUCCUGAAAAAAAUAUAUGGUGUGGGAUACCACAUAGUCAUGGUGAAAGAACCUCAGUGUGAUGUUGAAGAAGUUUCAAAAUUGAUUUGUUAUCAUAUACCAACAGCUACUUUGGAGAACAAUGUUGGAACUGAAUUAUCAUUUAUCCUUCCCAAAGAGUACUCACACAGGUUUGAGGAUUUGUUUACUAUUCUAGAAAAGAGGCAGAAAGAGCUAGGCAUUGCUAGCUUUGGUGCAUCUAUUACUACCAUGGAAGAAGUCUUCCUUAGGGUCAGUCAUAUGGAAGAUUUGGAAACAGAUAAUCAAGCCAUGCAGCCUUCUUCCCAAAGCAGCAGAAUCUCUACCACGAGCCAGAGUAUGAAUGUGACAAGAAAUGUUGAAGAAGUUGCUCCUUCCCUGAAUGAAGACCCUACUAUUAAGAAUAACACUGGAUGUUUCCUCUACAACCAACAGUUCUGCGCUAUGUUCAAGAAGAGGGUGAUCUUCAGUUGGCGUAACUGGAAUCUGGUUCUGCUACAGAUAUUGGGACUUUUAGGUUGCCUGGUCUUUCUCUUACAGACUGGUUAUUCAUCACAGAAUGAUGAGCAGGUCAGGCAAAUGGAUUUGCAUCAGUAUGGUCAAACCAUUGUGCCUUUUUCUAUUUCUGGGGAUCCUCAUUCCACUGCAGAUCUCUUAAAUCACCUUGAGAGAAGGCUAAAGUUGGAAAACCAAAAACUUAAGAAAGUGGAAGGUGACUUACUGAAAUACUUGAAGGAAAAUAAAGAAUGUAUUUUUUUAUGUAUUAUUGCACUUUCUGUUGAAGUGAAGCCGGAUCAAAUAAUAUUGACUAUUCUGUUCAACAAUGAGGCAUACCAUUCACCAUCUGUGUCCCUGGCACUGUUAGACAACAUCCUCUUCAUGUCACUUUCUGGUGAUGACGCUUCCUUAACAAUCUACAAUAAACCUUUCCCACCCCCUACGGAUGGUAAAAAGAAUGAAAGGAUUGUGCUUGGACAUCAGUUGGCCUUAAAUUUACAAUUUGGCAUAGCUCUUUUGAUCAGUGGCUUUUGUCUUCUGACUGUGACAGAAAGAACCACUAAAGCAAAGCACAUCCAGUUUUUGAGUGGGGUCUCCAUCUUUGUGUUCUGGUUUUCUGCUUUAUUGUGGGAUUUCAUCAUCUUUUUCAUUGCCUGUUGCUUAAUACUGGUAGUGUUAAAGUGCUAUAAAUUUGAUAUUUACAUCAUGGAUUACCACAUUCUGGAAACAAUGUCAAUCCUCACACUGUAUGGUUGGUGUGCCAUUCCCUUCGCGUACCUGAUGAGCUUCCUGUUUUCUACAAGUACUUCAGCCUACAUCAAAAUUCUCCUAUUCAACUACAUGACAGGCUCUUUUGGCUUAAUCUUAGACAACACUUUACAAAAUAAAAAGCAGACUAGCCUGUCAAAUGCCACCAGAACCUUUCUACGGAAUUCAUUGCUGGUCUUUCCCAAUUACAACCUUGCUAAGUGCAUCAGCAGCUACACUAACAUCUACCACAUGAAAAUACUGUGCUCCUACUUACAGACACCUGUCUUCUUAAAUUGUAGUAAAGAAAAUACUGAAAAGAAUAUUUAUUCUUUGGAGGAGAGUAUGAUUGGAAAGUAUUUGAUUGCUAUGAGUAUCAUAGGUUUUCUUUCCCUUCUCUUGAUUUUCUUCUGUGAGACUACUUUGUGGAGAGUAAAAACAUUUCUCAAUCAACGUGUUUUCUUUGGCAUCUAUAAGCGAUGCAGAAAGAAUGUAUUAUCUAAGGAAUUAUCUGGGCAAUCUGAAGAUGAAGAUGUACAAAAUGAAAGACAAAGAAUCCUGGGACAACCUCAGGAGUUACUGAAUUCCACAGUGCUUAUUAAGGAACUCACAAAGAUAUAUUUUCAAUGUCCAGCAAUUCUGGCUGUGAAAAAUAUCUCCCUUGCAAUACAAAAGGGGGAGUGCUUUGGAUUACUUGGAUUCAAUGGAGCUGGAAAAACAAGUACCUUUCAAAUUUUGACUGGAGAGGAGAGUGCUACCUCUGGGGAAGUGAUUAUUGAUGGCUACAGCAUCACCAAACACAUCCAAAAGGUGAGGUCAAGAAUCGGCUAUUGUCCUCAGUUUGACGCCUUGCUGGAAUACAUGACAGCCCAGGAGAUAAUGAUCAUGUAUGCCAGAAUAUGGGGAGUCUCUGAGCCCCAGAUUGAGCCGUAUGUGACCAAAUUUUUUAAAUCAUUGGAACUGGAGUCUCAUGCUGACAAGCUCAUCAGCACCUUCAGUGGAGGAAACAAACGUAGAUUGAGUACUGCUAUUGCCUUAAUGGGAAAGUCCUCAGUCAUAUUCCUUGAUGAGCCAUCAACUGGCAUGGACCCAGUAGCCCGACGGCUGCUCUGGAAUAUUCUGACACAGACACGCAAAAGUGGAAAACUCAUCAUUAUAACCUCCCACAGUAUGGAAGAAUGUGAUGCCCUCUGUACCAGGCUAGCCAUCAUGGUACAGGGGAAGUUCAUGUGCUUGGGCAGCCCUCAGCACCUCAAGAACAAGUUUGGCAAUAUUUACAUCAUGAAGGCCAAGGUCAAGUCUAUGGAUAAACUGGAGGAUUUUAAAAUUUUCAUCACAACGAGAUUUCCAGGUAGCAUCCUAAAGCAAGAGAAUCAAGGGAUCCUUACCUACUACAUUCCUAGCCAGGACAAUGGCUGGGGAAAGGUGUUUGGCAUUUUGGAGAAAGCUAAAGAAAUAUUUGAUUUAGAAGACUAUUCUAUCAGUCAGAUAACACUGGAACAAGUCUUCCUGACCUUUGCUAACCAAGAUAAAACAGCAGAUAAUUAUGAAGAAAAAGUGCCAUGAAAUUCAUUCGCAACCAGUGACCCUAAUUUCUUUGUUAGACUACUCUCUAUCACACAUGGCUACACAGAAGGAUGCUCCUGUGUGUGUAUAUCUUGAUGUAAAUACAUAUAUAUAUAUAAAUAUGUAAUAAAGAAUC
Messenger RNA from Tupaia belangeri chinensis (Chinese tree shrew), 5247 nucleotides. RefSeq names its product ATP-binding cassette sub-family A member 3-like. NCBI's taxonomy places the organism in Eukaryota, Metazoa, Chordata, Mammalia, Scandentia, Tupaiidae. Gene Ontology annotation, biological process: transmembrane transport; lipid transport. The coding region runs from base 129 to 5111 and encodes 1660 amino acids. The transcript has 31 exons. The record is from RefSeq and is a predicted model, not a curated record. Gene Ontology annotation, cellular component: membrane; intracellular membrane-bounded organelle. Gene Ontology annotation, molecular function: lipid carrier activity; ATP binding; ATP hydrolysis activity.